Diversispora eburnea is the source of this 405-nucleotide messenger RNA. Lineage: Eukaryota; Fungi; Glomeromycota; Glomeromycetes; Diversisporales; Diversisporaceae. The record is from the annotation of a GenBank genome assembly.
AUGGCUUCUACAGCAUUAAAACGCCUGAUGACCGAAUACAGAGAAUCAUUUUUUGAAUGGGAAGCACUUAUUGCGGGACCCGAAGGAACACCUUAUGAAGGAGGAAUCUUUGCUGCAAUACUUCGAUUUCCUACUGAUUAUCCUUUAUCACCACCAACAAUGAAAUUUACUUGUGAUAUGUUUCAUCCUAAUGUUUGUAUAUCUAUCCUUCAUCCACCUGGUGAUGAUCCGAACAUGUAUGAAAGUUCAUCGGAACGUUGGUCACCAGUUCAAAGUGUGGAAAAAAUUUUAUUAAGUGUUGUUAGUAUGUUGGCUGAACCGAAUGAUGAAAGUGGUGCUAACAUUGAAGCUUGUACAUUUAAUAACAUUGUUCGUGAAAAUGUGAAAAAAUCAUUAGGAUUAUAA